Molecule: messenger RNA, 3187 nt
Organism: Triplophysa rosa
Lineage: Eukaryota; Metazoa; Chordata; Actinopteri; Cypriniformes; Nemacheilidae
Gene: ppfibp1b
Product: PPFIA binding protein 1b
Exons: 29
Coding region: 151-3159 (1002 amino acids)
Biological process (GO): neuromuscular junction development
Cellular component (GO): presynaptic active zone
Molecular function (GO): protein binding
Source: RefSeq, a predicted model, not a curated record
AUGGCGCAGGCGAGGUGGGAGCAGAAACUACGGAAAGAGCAAACCUCGUAAAGGAAAUUAAAAGACAAGGAAAACAACUGCCCACGUAUUUUAUCUUUUAAACUUCAGACUCCGAUCCAUAUUUGGAUUAACAGAACAUAUCAGAACAAGAUGAUGUCUGAUGCGAGCGACAUGCUGGCAGCUGCCUUGGAGCAAAUGGACGGCAUCAUAGCAGGCUCCAAGGCUCUGGAUUACUCCAAUGGCAUCUUUGAUUGUCAGUCCCCGACAUCGCCCUUCAUGAGCAGCUUGCGAGCCCUGAACUUACUGGAGGACCUGAGGGGCGUCCUGGAGCUCAUGGACACUGAGGAGAGAGAGAGCUUACGUUGCCAGAUCCCCGACUCUACCGCAGACAGUCUGGUGGAGUGGCUGCAGGGUCACCUGUCAAAUGGACACAUUUCAAUUACCGGAGAUGUUUACCAGGACAGACUUAAUCGUCUUGAAAGUGACAAAGAAUCCCUUGUGCUUCAGGUGAGUGUUUUGACAGAUCAAGUGGAUGCACAGGGGGAAAAGAUAAGAGAUCUAGACGUGUGCCUUGAAGAACACAGAGAAAAACUAAACGGCACCGAAGAAAUGUUACAACAGGAGCUCUUGUGCAGAUCAUCUUUGGAGACUCAAAAGCUGGAGCUGAUGGCAGAGGUUUCCAGCCUGAAACUCAAGCUUACUGCUAUGGAGAAGGAGAGACUUGAGUUUGACGAAAGGUUCGGGGAUAGUGAGGGUUUAAUUUUAGAGAUCAAUGACCUGAGAUACCGCCUGUCUGAGAUGGAGAACGAACGGUUACAGUAUGAAAAGAAAUUGAAAUCCACUAAGUCGCUAAUGGCUAAACUCUCCAGCCUGAAACUCAAAAUGGGCCAGAUGCAGUAUGAAAAACAGAGGAAGGAACAAAAAAUCCAGGCACUCAAGGAGGAGCUGGUUACAUUGAGAAGGCAGCUGGAUGAGACGGGGUCCAGAUCCCCAACGCCUGCAGGCCUAGACAGCACAGAGAGAGUUUUCCAUACUGAAGAAACGUUUAAAAAGAGGCUCAAAGAGAAACAUAUGGAGGUACAGAAGAUGAAGAGAGCGAUGGAGUCGUUGAUGGCGGCAAAUGAGGAGAAGGAUCGCAAGAUUGAAGAACUACGACAGUCGCUUAUGAGGUACAAGAAAGUGCAGGAGAUGGUGAUGUGUGCACAAGGACGAAAAGAUAAGGUCAGAGAAGGAGACAGUGAUGGAAGCAAUAGCGACAGCUCCCUGUCCAUGUCCACCGCCCUCUCUUUUUCCAUGGACACUGAGAAGUCGGUGCUCGAUUGCACAGAAGAAGUGAUUGGGAGGGGACGGGACGAGAUAUCUAUAUUUAUCAGUACACUUCAAGUGCCAUCCCUCAGUGUAUCAUCCUCAGACAGCGGUCCAGUCCUGGAACAAAUACAGUCAUCAAGUGAUAAGGGGUGUGAGGAGCCAAAUCAAUCACAGGAGACCCUGUUACAUGAGAGUCCAGAAACUUCAGAGGUCACAAAGUCUGGGAGUCUGAACAAUCUGGAUGGAAGAGCCAGUGAAAAGAGACCAUUGGCAGUGGAUCAGAGACCAACAGAUAGCAAAGCAUUAGAUGAGUUCAACGAGAUCACAACUCUACCACCCAAAUCCCCAACUACCACUCGCACUGCCGAGGAUGACAGCUUUGGCACCAGGAAGGCCAGAUCGUCCUUCGGACGGGGCUUCUUCAAGAUAAAAGGAGGAAAGAGGACAGCGAGUGCCCCUAAUUUGGCUGAGACGGAGCGGGACGGCACAGAACAUCUGGAUUUGGCAGGGAUGCCGCAGAGGUCAGCUGACAGCGACAGCACGCACACACUGCCCAUUUCCCCUGAGGGAAAGAAAAAGUCGAAAGGAAUCAAAGCGCUCUUUGGAAAGCUCAAAAGAAGUCAAUCAACCACAUUUAACCUGGAUGAUAACCUAUCAGAGAGCGAGUUUAAAAGGGGAGGAGUCAGAGCCACAGCUGGGCCCAGGCUCGGCUGGUCACGUGACCUGCAGAACACCAACAGCGAGCUGGAUGCUCCGUUUGCACGCUGGUCUCGAGAGCAGGUGUGUGAUUGGAUGCAAGAACAGGGCUUGGGGUUGUACGUAGGUUUGGCCAGGCAUUGGAUCUCCUCCGGCCAGACGCUCCUACAGGCCUCCCAACAGGAUCUGGAAAAAGAGCUGGGGAUCAAACACCCUCUUCACAGGAAGAAACUCCAGCUGGCAUUACAGGCUCUGGGCUCAGAGGAGGAUGACAACAAAGGCAAACUCGACUACCACUGGGUGACAAGGUGGCUUGAUGAUAUCGGCCUUCCGCAGUACAAGACUCAGUUCGAUGAGGGCCGUGUGGAUGGACGAAUGCUUCAUUAUAUGACAGUGGAUGACCUGUUAUCUCUGAAAGUUGGCAGUGUUUUGCAUCAUCUCAGUAUUAAGCGAGCCAUCCAGGUGCUACGUCUUAAUAACUACGACCCCAACUGUCUGCGCCGACGACCUUCGGAUGAGAACAACAUCAGUCCCGCUGAGAUCUCUCAAUGGACCAACCACCGUGUGAUGGAGUGGCUGCGCUCUGUAGAUCUGGCCGAGUAUGCACCCAACCUGAGGGGAAGUGGAGUUCACGGCGGUCUGAUGGUGCUGGAACCUCGUUUCAACGUGGAGACGAUGGCUCUGCUGCUUAAUAUUCCCCCCAAUAAAACUCUGUUGCGGAGACAUCUGGGCACUCACUUUAACCUGCUUGUGGGUUCAGAGGCCCAGCAUCUCAAACAAGAGUGUCUAGAGAACCCAGACUACACCUUACUUACUGCCACCGCUAAAGUGAAGCCACAUAAGCUUGUAUUUGGGGGAUUUGGGAGAAAGAAGAAGCAAGAGGACAAUGAAGAGUACGUCUGUCCCAUGGAUGUGGAGAUGCCCAAAGGACGCAGCUUUCAGAAGGGCUACAGAAGCAUGGAGCUCCAGAUUUACGACGAUGAUCUGGAUCGACUUGACCAGAUGGAGGACUCAGAAGGAACAGUGAGGCAGAUCGGCGCUUUCUCUGAGGGCAUCAAUAAUUUAACGAGCAUGCUGAAGGAGGAUGAGUUCUUUAAGGAGAUAUCCACGUCUUUUCCCAAUGCCAGCUUGAGGGACGAUGACUCCAAUGUGUGAGGACACAGCGGGGGUAACCUGAACCCCC